CACCAAGCAAGCGCCUAUAGGGCCUCAUCGCAGCCUCAUUGUACAACAUUGUGUUAAUCGGAAAUAGCGCCCGCCAGUUUAAUACAAAUAGUGAAUAGGACAUAUGCAUAUGAUACAUCCAAAGUGACGUCCAAUAAUGCGCUUACUGGUACUUUUCUGCAUCUUCCUCUCCCUCGUUGGAGUGAUCCAAGCUGCACCUACAACAAAUACAACAAAUACUACCACUAACGACAGUGUUAAAGCCCCAUCAUUCACGACCAGAACCUUGUGGACCAUCAUUUCUAGCUCCGUUCUCACUCUUUUUGCAUGCAUAUACAGUGCCAUCCACCCUAAUAUCCCAAGUCCUAAGAACAGCAGCUGGCAUCACAUUCUAUGGCGACAGCUUACAAUUAUGACAAUGGCGCUAAUCGCUCCUGAGCUGAUUGUCACAUGGGCUAUGCGCCAGUGGUUCAGCGCGCAUCAAGUUACAAAACAAUUCGGGAAAUUGGGAUAUCCCAGCAUUCGUCCAGAGUCUGAAGAAGAGGACUCUGUUGAAGCACCUGCAACUGGAAAUUGGUUCAUUCGCUUCAUUUGCCGAAGUCCUUUCAUUCGUCUCUUUCUCCUGCUUGUUAAAGGCAUAUUAUCUGUGCCGGUGUCUCUUUGGCGUUCCGUUUGUGCUCUCGCGAGGUGGGUCGUCAGGCGGAUUCAGUCAGAGCAAUCCAACUCUGACUCGGAAGAUCCUAUGUGGACUCAGACGCACAGCUUCUUUGUGCUCAUGGGUGGUUUCAUGCUUUAUGUGGACGGGAAACCCUACCUUACACUACGUCCUGACUACAUUCUCACAUUGAUACGUGACAAGUGUAUCGACGCCCCUACCCUAACGGCAAAGCAGAUCUACGACAAGAGCAAAGGCAAUGCGAUAUCAAAAGGAUUGGUCAUGCUUCAGGUGGCCUGGUUUGUUAUGCAGCUCAUCACCCGCGCCGUCUAUCACCUCGAAACCACCCAGCUUGAAGUGGGGACACUUGCUUUUGCGGUUCUUAAUUUCCUCACUUAUGCUGUGUGGUGGGGCAAGCCUCUCAAUGUGCAAUGUCCGUACCCAGUGUACUGGAAGUCUGAGUCAAGGCCAGAGGAUCACAUUGAUGUCAGUGACCCAGACGAAUUCUCUCGGCUUUGGUACUUGCCUCGACUCUCCAGCCCAAUUAUGGAACUGAUAGGCUGGACUGACAUUCCCAUAUCUCGAAAGCUCCAAGUUCCAACAUUUGAUGGCAGUGUCGACCUCCAAGCUUCGGACAGGGCGGUUGUUCAGCGAGCUGCAUUGCUUAUGGCAAUCAUAUUUGGCGGUAUCCAUUGCAUGGCUUGGUUUUUGACCUUCCCCACAUACGAGGAACAGGUGCUAUGGCGCUCAAGUGCUGUCGCUAUAACUUGCAUACCUUGGCUUUGUUUGAGUGUCUACUUAGACUCGCGUCAUUCAGCAAGGCGCUUACCCCAUUCAUUACAUCAACUCGUGUGGGGUGUAUAUGUUCUGAUUUGUGUCGCAUUUGCCAUAUUGUACAUCACAGCUCGUGUCAUCCUCUUGGUGCUCAUGUUCACUACUUUACGCGAUAUUCCUCCUGACGCGUACAAGGCGGUGUCAUGGACUAGUUUGGUGCCGCACUUGUAGUUAUUUAUUAUGGUUCUCAAGAUACACUUCAUACUUUUCUAAUGAUAUUCAGAUGCAUCAUUCUU
Molecule: messenger RNA, 1704 nt
Organism: Suillus fuscotomentosus
Lineage: Eukaryota; Fungi; Basidiomycota; Agaricomycetes; Boletales; Suillaceae
Exons: 4
Coding region: 137-1639 (500 amino acids)
Source: RefSeq, a predicted model, not a curated record